AAUUGACUGUAAUCAAGUGUCAAACACGCCGAAGCAAGGCACUGCUGAAAAACUACUUUACCCAGAAGCUCUUCGUCAAUUUAUGGCGGAUUCUACAGUGCGUGGCUAGCUACUAUCCAAAUAGACAACAAAAUCUAACGUUAGUGGGUAGAAGAUGCUGCGCAGAAAGCCCACCCGUCUGGAGCUGAAGUUGGAUGACACGGAGGAGUUUGAGAGUGUCAAGAAAGAGCUUGAGAGUCGGAAGAAACAGCGAGAUGAGGUGGAUGUUGUUGGCGUGGCGAUGUCGAGUGACAUGGUGGGGGCCGGUAGUGGAACAGGGGAUGGGAAGACACGGGAACAGAUGAUCAAUGAGAGAAUAGGCUACAAGCCCCACCCUAAACCCAACACCUUGCCAUCGCUCUUUGGAAACCUGCAAUUUUAGGUUCCUAACGGACACAUUAGAGACCGCUAAAAUGGUUGGCCUCUCCAGCAUUGGUGUGUGGUUGGCACCGUGACUGUGCUCUUGACAUGGUCAGGGGUAUUUGUUUACCUGAGAAGUAUCUCUACAAAGAAACGUGUACUUUGAGGAUCAUAUUGCAUUCAUAAGUCUAAAGUAAUGUUGCUGCAUUUACCUGAAAAGUUAGGACCUGGAUGCAAAGGGUGGCCUUUUGUACAAUGUAAUGUUUGAUGGGAGGGGUCAUGUACAGUGGUUUCCCUCCUUUAUUACAAACAUCCAGACUUGGUAGCAUCCGUGGAGAGAUGGAUUAACUGAAUGGACUUUAACUAAAUCAGUCAUUACAUACAAUGGUAUGCUUGUACUUUUAUUUGCCUUCACGGCCGCAUUAUGUCAAGGACAGGAGACUGCAACAGAAUUGAACAAAUACAGUUCUUGAAUGAUACCAUUUAUUACUUGUUUUCUCUAAAAAGAUUACAGCACUAUAAAUAUGUAAAACUAUACAGACAUGUCCACACUGAUGCUGCGCUGGAGUGGUGGUCAGAUUCCCACUUGUUUUUGGCCAAUUUACUUCAACACUCCAUUUGUACAGUAGACUAUAAUAUAUCCUCUUUAUACAUGAUCCCACAUGGUAAAGCAGAAACGGUUAUAUGUUCAAGUAUAUACUAAUGUCCCUGGCUUUAUAGUAAUGUAAUGAGAACACGUGGCUAUUAAAUCCAGUUAUAGCAACUGGGAAUUUGAUCCCCAAACCAGGCACAACACAAUGUCACUCAGGCAACUGAUAAACAUUUACUACAGUCAUUUAUCUCAAAUGGGAAAAAAGUACACCAUUAAGAAACUAAAAAGAAAUACCUAAAAGUGAAAUAUUUUCUCUUUUAGGUCUACUUCAACCUUCUGUCAAAGUAUGUACUGUCUGUAGUGUGUGGCCUAAGCACCGAUGGGUCACAGAGUAGUGCAGAAAUCAUGUGUUACUAGGCCAGUCUGAGAAAGCACUGGAUCCAGCCUCCUACUUUCCCAGAGUUAUCUGCUUGUCCUUGGGACCUGAGCACUUGCUCCAAUAAGGACACUAGUAUCCAUGUUGUGUUGACAUGCGUUACUUUAAGCCUAUUGAAUGAACACACCAAAAUUUACUCCCAAAUUAUAGCGGGGAAUCCCACUUCAUGAAGUGAUAAAGUUAACCCUUUUUAGGUUGAGGUUUUUAGGGACCUCCUUAUGUGCUCAGAUUAGACCCAGUAAUCUGUUCAACAUGAAUUUGUUUCUUGAAACAAGCAAAUGAAAGAUUUGGCCAGCAACAAUAUAUGGUAGUGAAGAUUUAGAAAGGCAGACACUUGAAUUUAGAUGUAAAAUGAUCUUCGUUGGAGGUGAUACUAGCAGUAGGUUUGUUUGACAUGUACAUAUAUUUCUAUUUACAUUGGCUUCUUAAUGUGCAAGAGAAUUUUUAUUGUACAUUUAUGGGUCAGAUCAAGCCUACUCUUAAGUGAAGCGUUAUUUGUAAAUACUGAGUUUUU
This is a messenger RNA of Salvelinus namaycush (lake trout), 1941 nucleotides long. Its product is annotated as anaphase-promoting complex subunit CDC26. The transcript is spliced from 3 exons. Gene Ontology annotation, biological process: regulation of mitotic cell cycle; protein K11-linked ubiquitination; anaphase-promoting complex-dependent catabolic process. NCBI's taxonomy places the organism in Eukaryota, Metazoa, Chordata, Actinopteri, Salmoniformes, Salmonidae. Bases 155 to 421 code for a protein of 88 amino acids. Gene Ontology annotation, cellular component: anaphase-promoting complex. The record is from RefSeq and is a predicted model, not a curated record.